Mercurialis annua (annual mercury) is the source of this 1801-nucleotide messenger RNA. Its product is annotated as aluminum-activated malate transporter 8. NCBI's taxonomy places the organism in Eukaryota, Viridiplantae, Streptophyta, Magnoliopsida, Malpighiales, Euphorbiaceae. The record is from RefSeq and is a predicted model, not a curated record. The transcript has 6 exons. Bases 70 to 1569 code for a protein of 499 amino acids. Gene Ontology annotation, biological process: malate transport. Gene Ontology annotation, cellular component: plant-type vacuole membrane.
AGCAUCUCUACUUAUCUUCCUCUCUCUAAAAUAAAAGAAUUAAAAUUGUUAUUAUUUUUUCUUUAGUUCAUGCAAAGUUGCCAAUCUUUAGCAAUGGAGAUGGAGUCAUCAGCAAGUCAUCAAGAGAUCAAGAGAGCUGGGCUGUUGACACGUGCAUGGGGAUGUUUCAAGGGCUUGAUCGGUAACUUGAAGAACAAGGUGGUGAACACUGCAAAAAGUGUAAAAAAACUUGGAGAAGAUGAUCCUAGAAGAAUUACUCAUUCUUUAAAAGUUGGAGUUGCUGUUACAUUGGUGUCCUUAUUGUAUUUUUCAAGAACACUUUAUGAUAGUUUUGGAGUUGCUGGAAUGUGGGCCGUUUUGACUGUGGUAGUAGUUUUUGAAUUCACUGUAGGUGGAACAUUGUUAAAGAGUUUGAAUAGAGGAUUUGCAACACUAUUAGCUGGUGCUUUAGGAGUUGGAGCUCAUCACUUGGCAAGUCUUUUUGGGAACAAAGGAGAGCCUAUAGUUAUUGGGAUUCUUGUUUUUCUUUUAGCUUCAGCAUCUACAUUCAGUAGAUUUAUUCCAAAGAUAAAAGCAAGAUAUGACUAUGGAGUGUUGAUAUUCAUAUUGACAUUCAGUUUAGUUUCGGUGUCGGGUGUUCGAGUUGAUGAACUCGUAGAAGUAGCUCAUCAAAGACUAUCAACAAUCAUAAUUGGUGGAGCUGCCUGUAUUGUUAUAUCCAUCGGAAUUUGUCCGGUUUGGGCCGGUGAAGAUCUUCACAAAUUAGUUGCUUCCAACAUUGAAAAACUUGGAAACUAUCUUGAAGGUUUCGGAAAAGAAUAUUUUGUAGAGGAUGGAACAGAAGAUGAGAUUAAGACUAAAAACAAGUCAUUUCUUGAAGGAUAUAAAAGUGUUCUCAACUCUAAAUCUGCAGAAGAUUCCAUGGCAAAUCUUGCACUCUGGGAGCCUAGACAUGGAAAAUUUGGGUUCAGGCAUCCAUGGAAACAAUACUUGAAGAUUGGAGCUAUUUCAAGACAAUGUGCUUACCAUAUUGAAGCUCUUAAUGGCUGCAUUAACUCUAAUAUCCAAGCACCAGAAGAAUUCAAGAGUAAAAUUCAAGAACCAUGCAAAAAAAUGAGUGAAGAAUCAGGCAAGGCAUUGAAAUUACUAUCUUCAGCAAUUAAAACAAUGACUGAUCCAUCUCCUGCAAAAAUACAUGUAGACAACUCAAAAACCGCCAUUAAUGAACUCAAAAUUGCUCUCAAAUCUUGUUCAUUAGACCAUGAUGACUUACUAAUAAUAGUACCAGCUGCCACGGUUGCAUCAACCCUAACCGAGAUUGUCCAAUGCGUCGAUAAAUUAUCCGAAUCGGUCCAUGAACUUGCUAAUUUAGCUCAUUUCAAGAUUGUCGAAGCAACUGUUUCGCCCGAGAAACCUCAAUUACUUCACCGUGGAACGGUAAAUCCCGUUCUUGACCGCGGUGAUGAUCAUGUUGUUAUUACAAUAGAAGGAACGGAUUCGCCGGAAAAUAAUCAUGAUGACAAAAAUCAGGCAACCAAAAUGCCUAGCCGCCAAAAUCUUCAAGUGUAAAUAUUUUGUUACAUAAUAUUUACUAUAUAACAUGUGAACUAAUUUUUUAUGUACUAUAGUUCACUGUUAAUGGUAAAAAUUUAUUUACCCUAGUGUAGCUAGUUUCACAACAUCUCUGUGAUAGAAGAGGGGGGAAAUUAGGUAUUAGAGAAAAAAAUUUCCCGUUGUUUUCAUGAAUUUAAUUUCUUGUAAUAUUUUGAAGGAAGUGCUCUUCCUAUUGAUAAAUAUGCAG